AUGUUCUCUUCACUCUUUGGAAACAAGGAGGCUCGUAUACUUGUUCUCGGCCUCGACAAUGCCGGCAAAACCACCAUUCUCUAUCGGCUCCAGAUGGGUGAAGUUGUCUCCACGAUACCGACAAUUGGAUUUAAUGUGGAAACGGUGCAGUACAAUAACAUCAAAUUCCAAGUUUGGGAUUUAGGUGGACAGACAAGUAUCAGGCCAUAUUGGAGAUGCUACUUUCCAAAUACUCAGGCCAUAAUCUAUGUUGUUGAUUCAAGUGACACAGAUAAGCUGGUGAUAGCUAAAGAAGAAUUUCAUGCUAUCUUGGAGGGUUUAUGGUCUUGCUGUAUUUCUCUUCUUCUCUUCCGCUGUCACAGUCUACAGACGUCGUGCCACCUGCCACCUACGGUAACCGUUGACCGACGAAACUACAAGAAGCUUACCACGAAGCCAAAACAGAGAGAGGUUUUCAAAGAAGAAAGGAGAAUUGUUUGUUAA
Messenger RNA from Hibiscus syriacus, 483 nucleotides. RefSeq names its product ADP-ribosylation factor 1-like. The record is from RefSeq and is a predicted model, not a curated record. Gene Ontology annotation, cellular component: cytoplasm; Golgi apparatus. The coding region runs from base 1 to 483 and encodes 160 amino acids. Gene Ontology annotation, biological process: vesicle-mediated transport; intracellular protein transport. Lineage: Eukaryota; Viridiplantae; Streptophyta; Magnoliopsida; Malvales; Malvaceae. The transcript has 2 exons. Gene Ontology annotation, molecular function: GTPase activity; GTP binding.